This is a messenger RNA of Fusarium keratoplasticum, 1323 nucleotides long. RefSeq lists its product as uncharacterized. NCBI's taxonomy places the organism in Eukaryota, Fungi, Ascomycota, Sordariomycetes, Hypocreales, Nectriaceae. The transcript has a single exon. The record is from RefSeq and is a predicted model, not a curated record. The coding region runs from base 1 to 1323 and encodes 440 amino acids.
AUGGCUCCCCCAAAAAUGGGCCCCUUCGAGCGUGGCCAAAGAUACACCGGCUUGACAAAACAAGCUCAGCUAUUUUACGAGCAACACAGGAAAGACUCCCAGUCAUGCGAAGAGAGUGCAAAGACGCUUUUUGAGGCGGCGACAGCCAUCGCCGCUGCUCAAGGCACAACCUUGGACCAAGUUUUCGGUUUGCCUGAUGCCUUCACCAACAUGGUGUUUGAUGGAGGCUUCGAGUACCAUGGCCCCGAAAGUGUCGGCGAGUUUCUCUCCUAUGCACAGUGGUUCUUCCUGUGCUCGCUCGUGGGACUUGGCAACGCGUCUGCUGGAGCGUCGUCACUCUUUUACUACAUCAGUGCCACGCUGUGUCUGGAACCCCGUAGCUAUCCGAUUUAUGCUCGGAUGCGCCUCGGCUCUUGCUUCCGCCUUGCGAGAACACCUGAAUCUCCUUUUCUGUACAAACGCCUUCUUCCAUGGGCUCGGCUAGGCCAUUUCUUCCAGGGCAAAGGAAACUGUACUGUUGUCAUGAUUGGAAUGGAGCUGUUCGAUGGUGACCUCACCUACGAGGACUCGACAAAACCCAUUCACGAUGUGGCACCCUUGCGACGGAACGCAUGCGCGCAUUCAACCAUCAUGAAGGCCAUUUCGGACAGCAUCUCCAAGCUUGCAGCCAAGGCUUCAAAGCAAGCAGAGGACCCCGAAACCACCUCAUCGUUUGACAUUCGCAAAGAGUUCGACGCCGUCGCUCAGUCGUUGAUCGCAGCAUACGACAAAGUUCCCGAUGAAGCUCUGGAAAGGGUGGGAGAUUAUGACAGGAUCUACCAAAAAAAGUAUCUUAGCCAAGAUCCUGACCUCAGCGACUUUGUUUUCGAGUUGAAGAAAGCGGCGCCUACAAACAUCAUUCGGCUCGACAUAUCCCACGGUUUCGCUGUCAACUCUCUUUGGGCGGAGACGGGGGCUUACGACGGUGCGUCAUACGGAAAGUUUAGCUAUGACGGUACCGAGGACAAGAUCUUCCUAGAGGACGAUGAGCUGAUAACGGGGGCGACAUGGAAGAAGGGGUUGUUGGCUGAGGAUACAAGGAAGAAACUCAUCUUCGACUUGACCAUCACCACCACGAAGAGGACCCUUGGACCCUUUGGCACCGGCGGCGACGAGAUCAGGGGGGGUGCCGUGGAAGAAGAAUCUUUCCAGGUUCCUGACAAGAUGAAGGUCUGUGGCAUGGUUGACCUGGCAAGCGAAUUCAUCGAGCACCGGGGCGACGUCGUCAUGGAAAAUGGGCCAUACAUUGCCGAGUUGCGGUUCCUUGUCGCUCCAGCCAACUGA